AUGGUCCACAAGGUGCUCUUCUGGAGCGGCUUUGGUAUCGCCGUCCGCCUUUGGCAACUCGGAAUCGAGAUGCGUCCUCUUCUCGCCAAGGAAUCCCUCUGGGUCUACCCUCUUUUCGCCGGUGUUGGUGGCAGCUUCGGAUACUGGAUGCAGGGCGUUGAGAGCCGACAGCUGAAGAUCCUCGCACAGCGCCGGGAGGCUAUCCUCGAGAAGCGUCGACGAAGGGACGAACGCGAAGGCCUCAAGCUUGACGAAGGUGCUGUCCUCGCUGCUACAUCAUAA
Molecule: messenger RNA, 282 nt
Organism: Penicillium chermesinum
Lineage: Eukaryota; Fungi; Ascomycota; Eurotiomycetes; Eurotiales; Aspergillaceae
Product: putative NADH-ubiquinone oxidoreductase 14 kDa subunit
Exons: 2
Coding region: 1-282 (93 amino acids)
Source: RefSeq, a predicted model, not a curated record